This is a messenger RNA of Aspergillus fischeri NRRL 181, 1878 nucleotides long. RefSeq names its product hexokinase family protein. Gene Ontology annotation, molecular function: fructokinase activity; ATP binding; glucokinase activity. The transcript is spliced from 2 exons. NCBI's taxonomy places the organism in Eukaryota, Fungi, Ascomycota, Eurotiomycetes, Eurotiales, Aspergillaceae. Gene Ontology annotation, cellular component: cytosol; mitochondrion. Bases 1 to 1878 code for a protein of 625 amino acids. The record is from RefSeq and is a predicted model, not a curated record. Gene Ontology annotation, biological process: glucose 6-phosphate metabolic process; glycolytic process; intracellular glucose homeostasis.
AUGGCACCGAUGAAUGUGAUACAGGCGGAGAACAGCAGGGAUGAGGACCAUGAUAUACAUGAAGACGUAAUCGACGUCGAAGAGGAUGAGGAAGAAAAUGUGUCCGAGCUUGAUCCUUCACAGAAAGAGUACCUAGAGUACCAACGUAGGCUUGAUGAUUUUCUGUCGCCUUUGGUCCUUGACGAAGCAGUCCUCUACAGACUUGCGCGUCGCUUCUCGAGCACAUACCGCCACCUAGCAUUACACUCUGACCAGCAGUUUUUGCCCACUCCCGUCACUAGACUGCCCACGGGUCUUGAGACCGGUCGUUAUCUGGCUAUUGAUGUUGGAGGAAGCAAUCUGCGAGUCGCAUUCAUUGAACUGUUGGGGGAAGCGGCCGACUCCUAUAUCCGUUCAACAGACGCAUCGGAAAGAUCAAGGGAUACCCUUCGAAAGGCGCAGAGACAACGAGUCAAACGGACACUAGAGAAAGCAUGGCCCAUACAGGAACAUUUGAAGAUGGAUAAGGCGGAGGACCUCUUCGCAUGGAUUGGGGACUGUAUAGCGGAAGUGGUCGCCGAAAGCUUGACAUCGGACGCCACGAAGGGCAACAUUCCCCAAGAAUUAGACAUGGGAAUUACGUUCAGUUUUCCUAUCAUGCAAGAAUCGCUCGCGGAAGCCACGUUGAUGCCGAUGGGCAAAGGGUUCGCUAUCACCUCGGAUCUCAAUCUUCGCAACAUCCUGCUUCAUGGUUACGAGAAGCACACCAGACGUCCUGACGAGGACGAGCCCUCGAGCAAGCGCCGGAAACUCUUUGCACUACCUAAACUGAAGAUCGCCGCUAUCACAAAUGAUGCCGUCGCUACGCUUGCAUCUCUAGCUUACUCCGUCAAGUCCCUGCCCAACAGUCGUGUCGCAAUGGGUAUCAUUGUAGGCACGGGCUGCAACGCCACUAUUCCCAUGAAGCUUGAGUCUCUACAUGAAUCUAAAGCGGAACAUGUCAAGUCAAAGAACCCGGAAGCAAAAGAAACAAUUGUCAACACUGAAUGGACCAUUUCGGGCGCCGCCCCUCCUUUGAAAGAGCUCAAUAUCAUAACCAAGUGGGACGAAGAGCUAGACAAAGCAUGUGCACGUCCUGGGUUUCAGCCCUUCGAGUACAUGACCGGCGGACGGUACAUCGGAGAACUUAUUCGGCUGAUACUCUUUGACUACCUUACGAACAUUGUUGGACUGGAGAAGAAACAGCUUCCCGCAACGCUCGUCCAGGAAUAUGCCCUGACCACAUCGUACGUCUCAGACAAAGUCGCUCGCCCACAACGUGACGAAGAUCUCGCUGCGGAACUGAACCAAUCGUUACCUCCACCCGAGAGUAGCGAAUGGUGCUGGGAUGCUUUGACUGCGGGCGCUUUUCGGAAGAUCGCUCGAGUUGUACAGAGUCGAUCUGCUGGGUUAAUAGCUGCGGCAGUGGUUGGAUUACUCGCCUGCGCAGAAGAGAUUGAGUUGAAGGUGGAUAGCAAUGAGAACUCACCGCAAAGUUCAACUGCCGCAUCGCCUCAGCGCAACGGUAGCGCUAAACUGCAGGCCAUUUUGAACGAGACUACAUCCUCGUCCUUGGAGGCAGGCGCUGCUAGGAAUGGUCAAAGGCCGAUUGUUCCAGUUCUACUGCCUACACAGACACCUGCAGAUUGGCAGUCGGGCCCUGAAGAGCUUGUUGUUGCUUACACUGGCGGGAUAAUCCAACACUAUCCCAAUUUCAAGGAGACGUGUCAGCAAUACAUUGAUCGACUGAUCAUGAGAACGGGUCCCCAGAAGAGCGGUAAAUCAGUAUUUCUGCGAGAAGCUUCAGAUGGAGGAGUCAUCGGUGCUGGCGUGCUUGCUGGAAUGGUGAACAACGGUUAG